ACCACAGAUCAAAUCACUCAUAUUGUUUAAUCCGUAACCCGGAAGUUUUGAAAAAUGGGUGUACCUUUCCAAUAUUUAAGUCCACCCACUUAAAACUAGAUAGUGGUUUGUAACAUGCCCAGAAGCGUAAUAGAUGCAUUUUUUACAUGCAGUUUGUGUAUAGUUUGGAUUAUUUGGAACUUGUUGUUGUUGAGUUAUAUAAGGUUCAGUUAAAAUGAAGAGAAGCAUGUAUAUUGACCGAUUGCUCGUGUGUUUAAUACGCGUGUUAUUAUGUAUAAUACAAGUUGUAAACAUUUGCAGCACCUCGGAAGUUAUCAUGACGUCAACUGUGUUCAUCGAUACAGUAAAUGUUCCUACAAUGAAAGAAAAUACAUGCACCUGCACAGUGUCACCAGCCUCUUCAAACGUUCUUGUUUUAUUGACAUACCGGAUAGCUCCGUUAAGACAUGAAAAGUUUAACAUGCAGUUCAAAUUAAACGACAUUGUGUUAAACAAAAUUAAACUAAGAGGGAACACAACACUUACUGAAACAACUGAAUUAGCCUUUAACACUUCAGCUGAAUUUAGCACCGAAGGAGCUUGUUUGAUACUAGAUACAGCUGAUGUAACAAAAUUCAAUAUAUCAUGCGAGAGCUCAAUUUCUACCUUGACAAAAUGGUCCGUACAUUCUACAUUAGCAACAAUGACAACUGUUGAUGGCGACACAAAUACCACAACAGACAACGGCAAUGAUGUGGACAUCAGCAGUAUUGGUCCAGCUAUUGGCGGAGCUGUGGGUGGUGUUGUCGGCUUGGUACUUCUAAUUGCGGUUAUCAUUUGCUGCAGGAGAAAAUCCCGUACAAAGAAACACAAACAUGCAGCGGAAACUUCACAGAACGGCAACAAUGAGGCUCCGGGAAACGAAGAAGAUGACUAUUACAUGACAGAAAAUCCUAUGUAUAAUUUAACCGAUAUUCCACAGUAUUCGAGGAUAAAUCAAAAUGAAGAUGACUUGAAAGGUACUGAAGAAAAUGACGAUCGACUGUUACCUAAUGAAUACGAAAUUCUACCAGACCCGCCAAAUGAUCCUGACUUUCCUCUAACACAAACAUGUCCAGAUCAAGAAACUAAAUAAACUAGAUAAUCCACAGUUACCUCAAACAACCGAAAAUUUAUAUCAUGAAAAAGAAAAAUGACGACGUUGUAGAUCUAAUUUCCAUCUAGCCAAUAAGAAAGUAUUACCAGGCUCAGCACAUAAGAAAAUCUACAGGGCUUAUCACAAGAGAAUCGCAUUUUUUUCAACGCAUCAACAGUGAAUGGAACUUAGAUACUCGGUCGUAAGGAAAUAUGGAUAUGAACCAUUACAUGAAAACAACAAUUAUAUGUAAUGAAGGUCAACUAUCGGCCUAUGGUUUGCCUGUUUGUUUUGUCCACAUAUUUAAAAACACUUAUAUAAAAAACCUGAUGUUUAUGUUUCUUGUAAGCAAAGUUAAAAAUUAAAAUAGUUGUUUCUAACAUAUUAUAUUUGAAGCUGAAUUAUAAGAUGAACCUUGAUUUAUUGUAAUGUAUCAAAACUAGAAAGAUAUACUAAACACUUGGCUGUAUCACUUAAAUAUAUGCGUUAUCAUAUUCGGCCAUACUGAUUCAAGAGUGCAGUGUGUGAUAACAGAUGAAAUGUAAAACCUUACUAAAUAUACAAUAUUGCUUAUUGUCUUUAAAUGUACAAGCUUCCCAGAAAUCUGAUAAUUUACAUGGAAGUAUACUACAAGAUGUAUAUUUAUCAUCAUAAAUUGGUAACACCGUGCUCAUAGCCUGUCACCAAUUGUAUUGUAUGUAUCCAGAGCUAAUUUCUUUUUUGAGCCUACAGGACUUAAAUGUUGACAUUAAGUACUGUGACAGUCAUAUAUCUUUUAAUCGACAGUUUUGCUCCAUUACUUAUAGUUGCCAUUGUCCCUUUAUUCGCUAUUUUUGGAUACAUUUUUGACUCGUUGACAAGCAUGUUGAACAGUCAUAGUGCUGAUCUUGUUUGAUUACAAUAUUUUCAACUAUUUUCUGGUAUUCAUUUAAGAGCAGCGCUAAAUAGUUAUUCUCAGGAGAGUGGAGAAGACUUUUUGCAAUAAAUACAUAUGAUUCUCACCUAUAUGUUUUAGACAAUAGCCUGUAUAUACAUUAUUAUAUAUAUCAUGUACACAUUUGCUAUUUCCUUAUACAUUUUGAACUGUCAAUAUUCAGCAGGAGAUCAUCAUUGUAAAAGAUACUAGGCCUAAUUAACUCUUUAAUAUAACACAGGUAAACAAUUAACUACAUAUGAAUGGUAAAUAGAUUUCUUCAAAGAAUCUGUUAAUACAACACAAUGGAAUCAUUUUGAUACAAAAUCAACAACGGGGAUUUUAAAAGGGAAAUGUGAAAACGACACGCAAUGGAACUAAACGACAUUCAUUUGGAAUUGUAUUAUGUAUACAGAUGGAUAAGAUAAAUAGAUUAAAAUCAUAUGUUAGGAAGUAUUCAUCGCUGAAUUUCAUACAAGGGAAAUCAAAAUACCAAUACCAAUCAGUGGAAACGUAUAUUGUUUCCUGGUCAAACUAAAAUUGAUAGGUAAGUUCACAUCAAUAUAAUACCAUUUCCCUAGAUAGGGCGUUUGUAAAAUAAGACGAGGUAAUACCAGUGAGUUUUGAUAAAAUCCUCCUUGGCUGUGUGAUGCUGACAAAACAAUGUUUCUAAUGUAGCCGGUGUAACGUUGUAAACUGACCCCCCGGUCAUUAUUUUAUAUAGAAUAAUUUUAUCUAUAAAAUAUUGACCCCCACCUAACCUAUUACUAACAUACUCUUUAUCAAUUCAAGUCACUGUCGUAUUUCUAUUGCUUAUAUUUUUUGUUGUUGUUGUUGUUUCUGCUGCUGCUGCUGCGUCUACAGCUGACACAACAGCAGUAUAUGUUAGAGGCCCCGCUAAGAAAUAAACGUACAUCUAUUGAAAAAUGAAA
Mercenaria mercenaria is the source of this 2959-nucleotide messenger RNA. RefSeq lists its product as uncharacterized. Lineage: Eukaryota; Metazoa; Mollusca; Bivalvia; Venerida; Veneridae. Bases 215 to 1114 code for a protein of 299 amino acids. The record is from RefSeq and is a predicted model, not a curated record. The transcript is spliced from 5 exons.